Molecule: messenger RNA, 1869 nt
Organism: Lottia gigantea (owl limpet)
Lineage: Eukaryota; Metazoa; Mollusca; Gastropoda; Lottiidae
Exons: 1
Coding region: 1-1869 (622 amino acids)
Molecular function (GO): protein binding
Source: RefSeq, a predicted model, not a curated record
AUGUCACUAUCAUUAAGAAGAAUAAGAUUUCAAGCCAGUGACAAUGAAAGCAGUCCAGGUAGUGGUGAUGAAUCUCCAUCCAGUUCAGUUGUGCGAACGUGUCAAGAAAAGACGAAGCGUGAUAUUGGUGGACCAUGUGAUACAAACUGCCAUAUUGACAACACAAACCCUAAGAAUCCAACAUUAACGUCUAAAAAUCACUGUUGUAAAUUGUUACAAGGUCUGCGUAGUCUACGUAUGACAGAUACUCUCUGUGAUUAUUCGGUCAUCGCUGAAGGUCAAACGAUUAAAGUUCACCGUGCUGUCAUGGCCGCUUGUAGUGAUUAUUUUCGAGUAAUGCUCACUAGUGAUAUGAAAGAGAGUCGUGAAGCGUGUGUAGAAUUAAAGGGUGUGACUGCCAGUGGACUUAGUUUUGUGGUAGAUUUUGCUUACACAGGAAAGUUGGAAUUAACAUUAGAGAAUGUGGAAGAUGUUUUGUCUGCUGCGACACAUCUGCAAGUGGCAGACGCGGUGGAGCUGUGCUCAAGAUUUAUUGAAAUUGCCAUUACGUUUGAAAAUUGUGUUGAUGUAUUGAAUUUAGCUGAACUGUACAAUCUUUCUGCAACAUGCAUGAAAGCUAGACAGUACAUGUUGGAAAAUUUUGAAAUUGUGGCUGCAUCUGAACAAUAUUUCAAAUUAACUCCCAUUCAACUGGCUUCCAUGUUAGCUGAAAAUAAACUCUGUGUGGAAUCAGAGUUCAAAUUAUUUCAACUAGUUUUGUCCUGGAUAAAGCAUGACUUGAAUUCAAGACGUGAAAAUAUCGCCCUUCUGAUGAAAAAUAUCAGAAUUCCUCUGUUGUCUGGUGAGGAACUGGUAGAAAAAGUCAGUAGAGAAGAAUUAAUGAAGACUAGUCAAGAAUGUGUGGAUUUGAUCACCGAAGCCAAAGAUUAUCAUAUAGUUGUAUGUAAACAACCAUUGCUUCAAAAUACUCGAACUCAAGUCCGUUCAGAGAGGAGAAGUCUCAUUAUGUGUCAUGGCCACAGUGUUGAAACUUAUACUUUUAAAACAAAGAAACUUGGGUAUCUGAAAGAAUCCCCUGUUCCACUCUACAACCCUGCAGUGGUUGUAGUUGACAAUUUUAUGUAUGUGUGUGGUGGAAAAUAUGACAAUAACGAAAAUAAUGAAAUAGCCACUGCCAGAUGCUUCAGAUAUGAUCCGCGAUUCGAUUCAUGGUAUGAAACAGCUCCUAUGAAUGAAUCUCGUAAGGAUUUUGUGAUGGUUGCAAUGGAUGGAUAUCUAUACUCUAUAGCUGGGCAGGAUGAGAAUAUGGUAAUGUGUACAGUAGAGAGAUAUAAUAUAGUCACAAAUGAUUGGGAUAUGAGAGCUUCUAUUAAUCAUUCUGUGUAUGGCCACGCUGGAGCUGUUUGUAAUGGUCUGAUAUUUAUCUCUGGGGGUCAGAGGUUCUCGGGUUGUUGUAAAGAUGUGUUGUGUUAUACUCCCUCCACAGAUUCGUGGGAAGUGAAAGCCCCGUUAUUAAAUGCACGAUGUACCCAUGUUAUGGCAUGUGUUCAAGAUCAUCUGUACGUAUUUGGAGGCAAUAUUGAAGAUAAUUAUGGAUUCCCAGUUCCCAUUAUUGCUAUAGAGAUUUAUCAUCCAGAGACUGACCAAUGGACAUUGUGUGCAAGAACUUUAAACAUUAGAGAAGCAGGUGCUUGUGUAAUGGAUGACAGGAUCUAUAUAGUGGGUGGGAUCAAUGGUGAACACUAUUAUUCUGACUUACUGGAAGAAUAUGACUACAGAACUGAUACUCUUAGUGCAGAAGAGAAAUUUCCAACUAGAAUAUUCGGAAGAGCAUGUUGCAUCUUAACACUGCCCCAAUAUGUUUGUUAA